Molecule: messenger RNA, 849 nt
Organism: Epithele typhae
Lineage: Eukaryota; Fungi; Basidiomycota; Agaricomycetes; Polyporales; Epitheliaceae
Exons: 1
Source: RefSeq, a predicted model, not a curated record
GAUGGCGGCUCGGGAGGCCUCUCAACUUCCACAAUCGUCAUCAUAGCCGUUGUGGCGGGUGCGGUCCUUAUCCUCGUCUUCGCCCUCUUCGCCUGGCGCCUUCUCGCUCGCUGUUGCCGCUCCUCCACAAGCAGAAAGGUACCCCUUCCGCCAGUACAAGAUCUCGCGCGCCACCGAGAACAACAGGUUGCCGCUUAUGCAGACCGCAAGAACGACCGCCCCACCACUUGGGUCGAUCCUGACCUCCUUCACCCUCGCAUCUACUCCCGGGCUGGCUUCUCGAGCGGAAGUAGCGCUUCUCUCAUCCGCGGUGCGCCCGAAUUCUCUAGCCACAGUCCAACCAGGGAAAGCAGCUGGGCCCUCGAUGAUGCUUCCCGCGAAGGCUCGCCACAUCCUCUUUCACCUCCCACCCCUUCCUAUUUGCCUUCGGGCUUCAAUCUACACAACAGCAUGUCGAGUACGGCCAGCUUGGAACAGGAUGUCCUCCCCGAAUCUGGGUCAGACGUGCCUAUGGUAGCCUCGCCCUCCGAGAUGACCCACUCGGUCGAAUCCUCGAACGACUUCUCCAGCAUUCCACCCGCGCGUCCUCGGCCCCCACGCACGUCACGUUCGCGCGUCCGACAGAUGUCCCUUGCGUCCUCGUCUGUGCACUCCCUCCACGGAGACCCACAUUCAAUCCACAGCAACAUUAACAUCGUCCUCCCCGCUCCUCUUGCGCCCGAACUCUACCCGUACGGUCAACAUCCCCUCGCCGACUCCAUGAGCAUAAGCUAUCGGCAGAGCGUGUUCAGCGACGGCGUCACGCACGGUGGUGUCUCUGACAGGAAGAGCGUCACGGACCAGUGGCUG